AUGAAGACGUACGCGCGCUCGAACGUCAAGUGCGGUGGCCAGAAGGAGAGCGGGUGGCAGUCGGCCGUGUUCAUGGUGGAGCCCGGUGCCACGCUCAAGAACGUGAUCAUCGGCAAGGACCAAAUGGAGGGCGUGCACUGCGAGCAGAACGGCUGCACGAUCCAGAACGUGGCGGCUCGGCCAGCAGCGUCAUCCAGCACAACGGCCUGGGCACGGUCUCCAUCGAGGGCGUCUACGCGCAGGACUUCGGCAAGCUCUACCGCUCGUGCGGCACGUGCGGCUGAAAGUCUCGCAAGGUGA
Molecule: messenger RNA, 300 nt
Organism: Phytophthora infestans T30-4
Lineage: Eukaryota; Oomycota; Peronosporomycetes; Peronosporales; Peronosporaceae
Product: polysaccharide lyase, putative
Exons: 3
Coding region: 1-300 (99 amino acids)
Biological process (GO): pectin catabolic process
Cellular component (GO): extracellular region
Molecular function (GO): pectate lyase activity
Source: RefSeq, a predicted model, not a curated record